UUUUCUGUGUACAUUAAUUUUCAGGAUAUUUAAGGUUAUGAAUUGCUAAACAUAGCCUUACCAUCAUUUCUAUAUAAUAAUAAUGAGCUAAUUUAAAAAUAAGUGGCAAGGAAACACAGAAAAGGGUAGCCUUUGAUAUUUAGGCUAUAAUAAUACAAUUAUUUUAGAGAGUUUUUUUUUCUGUUUGUGAUUCUGAAAUAAGCUAGGUACAAAAACACAAUGAUUUCGUCUUCACCUCUAGCUGUAUUCGUGUUUUAUGCUACUCUCAUGUUGAUUGGUGCCUUUGCCUCAGACUCAGAGUACAAAUAUUCAGAAACAGAUAAAUGGGGAAGCAUUGACCCACGCUAUGCAGUUUGCUCGACAGGCAAGAGGCAAUCCCCCAUUAAUAUAAAAACCAAUGACGUGGUUGUGAACAAAACAAUGCAACACUUGACCAGAAACUACCAUGUUUACAAUGCUACAUUGUGCACUGAUGGCAUUGAUGUUCAGGUUUCUUUUAGUGCAAGAGGAGACUUGAUAAUUGAUGGCGAGACUUACAAAUUGAAGCAGAUGCAUUGGCAUACUCCUUCUGAGCACCGCCUUAACGGUGUCCAAUAUGCGGCAGAGCUACACCAAGUACAUGCAGCUGAUGAUGGCAAGCGGGCAGUUGUCGGGGUCUUUUUCAAGUAUGGCAAACCUGAUCCUGUUCUCACCAUGCUAAAACCAGAAUUGGAUGAACUAGCUAAGGAACCUUGUCAACGUAAAGAAAGAAAGGUUGAUAUCCCAAUGUUUGACUCAAGCUUCUUGAAGAGAUGGCCCCGCAAAUAUUACAGAUAUCCUGGGUCUCUUACUACUCCUCCCUGUGAUGAGAAUGUCAUUUGGAAUGUUCUUUCCAAGGUGAAAACGAUUUCAAAGGAUCAAGUUGAAGCUUUAAAGGCUCCUCUUUGUGAGGCCUAUAAAAUCAAGAAUGCUAGGCCUACACAACCGCUUAAUGGAAGGAAAGUCCAAACUUAUGAUGGCAAUUAGCAUGGCCAAGGCUGGCCACAUAUAGUGGUGUACUUAGCUUUAACCAGUGGCCGUGUAAUAACUAAUAAGUUGAGUAAUGCCAUGUUUAUUUGAUUAAGAGAACAACUUCGAGCCCGAGUAUUCACCUGAGUUGAUAAUUUUGUUUAGAUCUAAUCCAAGUUUGGUUCAUUUCGUCUUCAA
Messenger RNA from Spinacia oleracea (spinach), 1185 nucleotides. Its product is annotated as alpha carbonic anhydrase 1, chloroplastic. The coding region runs from base 220 to 1005 and encodes 261 amino acids. Gene Ontology annotation, biological process: one-carbon metabolic process. The transcript has 6 exons. The record is from RefSeq and is a predicted model, not a curated record. Gene Ontology annotation, molecular function: zinc ion binding; carbonate dehydratase activity. NCBI's taxonomy places the organism in Eukaryota, Viridiplantae, Streptophyta, Magnoliopsida, Caryophyllales, Amaranthaceae.